This is a messenger RNA of Theobroma umbraticum, 3228 nucleotides long. Its product is annotated as lysine-specific demethylase JMJ26-like. Gene Ontology annotation, biological process: regulation of transcription by RNA polymerase II. Gene Ontology annotation, molecular function: transcription coregulator activity; chromatin DNA binding; histone H3K9 demethylase activity. The record is from RefSeq and is a predicted model, not a curated record. Gene Ontology annotation, cellular component: histone deacetylase complex; chromatin. Lineage: Eukaryota; Viridiplantae; Streptophyta; Magnoliopsida; Malvales; Malvaceae.
CCCCAGGCCCAACGUAACCGACCUCUUUCCUAUUUCAAUGCUCUCUAUUUAUAAACGUAAAUUUCCGUUCUUCGGAAUCAUCUCGUCUGUUUGUUUUCUUUUCGUUAAUUGCAUCCGUCGAUCGCUUUCAAAGAGACUUUUUGGUCAAUUCUACUCCCAAGAAUUAACCCCAUUGUUUUAAUCCCAGUCUGCGCGCGUUUCUCUUCGCUGGUUCUUGUUCUUCUUCUCUUAUCUCCGCCGAACAGCGAGAAUGGCAGCGAUGAUUGCUAAGCAAGAGCGGUUGAACUGUCAUACUGGUCAAAGUAUGCAGAUAAUUAAGGAACCCUUAAGUUCGUGGCAUGCAUCAAAGAAAAGAAAGCCCGUGAUGGUCCACCAUGAAAAUAAAAGGACAAUAUCUGAAGGGAAGGACAAUAUAGGGCAAUUGUCAAGACAAGCAAAAAAUCCAUCAAAGAAGCGAAAGCUAAGUAAAGAAAUUGAAUUCUUAGAGGAUGAGAAAAUUCCUAAGAGGCAUUGGAAUGGAGUAGACAAGAUAACUACUUCUGAGGAAGAUGUAUUAGAUGGAUGGGAUGAGGAAGCUAUUGUGUUUAUGAACGUGAAAACACGGAGCAAAAGCAGAAAUUCAAACAGUGUGAUGAUCAAAAGAAGCCCUAAGGAGACUAAGAAGAAUAACUGUGAUCCUAUUGAUACUUCAUUGCAUUCUUCAUCGCCUUUGUUAUCAUCAUCUUCAGGCUCAUCGUUGUCACAUCUGAAAAGUGAUGAUAGCAGCAGAGAGAGAUGCACAAAGAAAAAUGUUAAGGCCAAGAGAGAUAAGUUCAAGUGUCAUCAGUGUAUGACUGAAAGGAGAAUUGUUGUUCCGUGCAUGAAAUGUGAAGACAAAGUGUAUUGUAUCCAUUGUAUCAGACAAUGGUAUCCCCAUAUACCAGAAGAAAAAAUUGCAGAGCAGUGCCCUUCUUGUUGCAGGAAUUGCAAUUGCAGCAUCUGUUUGCACUCAAGUGGAUUGAUUAAGACAUCAAGGAGGAACAUCACAGAUCAGGAAAAGAUUAAGCAUCUGAAAUACUUGAUCGAGUCAAUGUUUCCCUUUCUGAAACAAAUUUGCAAAAUGCAAAAUCAGGAGACAGAGGUUGAGGCUGACAUUCGUGGGUUGCUGCCAUCUGCAGUUGAAAUACCAGAGACUUUUUGUUAUAAUGAUGAGCGUGUCUAUUGUAACCACUGUGCAACUUCGAUCUUUGACCUUCAUCGUGGCUGCCCAAAAUGUUCAUAUGAACUCUGUCUUAGUUGUUGUCAAGAAAUUCGGGAGGGAAGCCUUUCUACUCAUGAUGAAGUUGCAUAUAAAUACAGGAACAGAGGUUACAAUUAUAUUCAUGGUGGAGACCCUUUACCAGAAUCUUAUCUUCAUGAAUCAGCUAAGGAUCAGUCUGUGCCAUCACUUCAGUGGAAAGCCAAUAAUGAUGGAAGUAUUACUUGUCCUCCUAGAGAAAUGGGUGGUUGUGGUGAUUGCAGUUUGGAGCUUAAGCGAAUCCUUCCAGUGGGAUGGAUAUCAAAUUUGGAAGCAAAGGCAGGGGAAAUGUUGAGCACCUGCAAAACUAGGCAAGGAAUAUUGAAGGAUGAAUGUACAGUAUCAGGUAGAGAGACAGUACAGAGGGUGACCUCCAGAGACGGAUCUAAUGACAAUUGCUUAUAUGCUCCAACUUCAAGUGACAUUCAAGGGGAAGACCUUUCUCACUUUCAAAUACACUGGGCCAAAGGUGAACCGGUUAUUGUUCGGAAUGCUCUUGCAAAUUCAACUGGUUUAAGCUGGGAGCCAAUGGUCAUGUGGCGUGCUUUAUGUGAAAAAGUGGAUUCAGAUAGUAGUUUGGAUAUGUCUGAAGUUAAGGCCAUUGAUUGUCUAGCUGGCUGUGAGGUGGAAAUCAAUACGCGUCAAUUUUUCAAAGGCUAUAUGGAAGGGAGAAGAUAUGAUAACUUCUGGCCUGAGAUGCUCAAGUUAAAGGACUGGCCCCCAUCCAAUGAGUUUGAGGAUCUUUUGCCUCGGCAUUGUGAUGAGUUUAUUAGUGCAUUGCCAUUUCAAGAAUACAGUGAUCCUAGGUCCGGUAUCCUUAACCUUGCUGUGAAGUUGCCACCAGGCGUCCUGAAACCAGACUUGGGGCCAAAAACAUAUAUUGCUUAUGGGAUUGCAGAGGAGCUUGGAAGAGGGGACUCUGUGACAAAGCUUCAUUGUGAUAUGUCAGAUGCGGUAAACAUUUUGACACAUAUUGCAGAUGUAGCCUUAAGCAAAGAGCAACUUGCUGCAAUAGAAGAAUUGAAAAUGAAACAUAAGGCACAGGAUGAAAAGGAACAUUUAGAGAGACGGAGAGUAGACAAGCAUCCUAUUAAAGAAGGCCUUGAUGUAGAAAGUAGUGAUCUGGAAAAUAAGAUGGAUGCCCCGGAAAUCAAAGAUCAGAAAGAUCACUACUCUGAUAAUAAUAUACUUGAUGCUUCCCCAGAUGAACUUGGAGCUAGAAUUCCAGGUCUCUACACCAGCAGAAAGGAGACAGGUGGUGCCCUGUGGGACAUUUUUAGGAGGGAGGAUGUUCCUAAACUGGAGGCUUAUCUUAGGAAGCACUCUAAAGAAUUCAGGCAUACCUAUUGCUCCCCGGUUGAACAGGUAAUCCAUCCAAUUCACGACCAAUCAUUUUACCUAUCUGUGGAGCACAAAAGGAAACUGAAGAAGGAAUUUGGAGUCGAGCCAUGGACGUUUGAACAACAUCUUGGGGAGGCUGUUUUCAUUCCUGCUGGAUGUCCACACCAAGUUAGAAAUCUGAAGUCAUGCACGAAAGUUGCUGUGGACUUCGUGUCCCCAGAGAAUAUCAAGGAGUGCCUGCGUUUAACUGAGGAGUUCCGCCAGCUUCCCAAGAACCAUAGAGCCAGAGAAGACAAACUUGAGAUCAAGAAAAUGAUCAUUUACGGAGUAGAACGAGCUAUCAAAGAACUAGAAGAACUGAUAUCAACUCUGAAUUCAGCCCUGUAAGAGCUUCUCCAACCUGCAACAACCGAACUUCGCCUUAUGUUGGUCGAGUAACAAAGACUAUCUGGGGUCGGAUACUAGCUUUUGUAAAACUUAUGGGCUCAUAUCUUUUUGUCGUGUCCCGGGUACAAGUUUUUGAAAAUUCGACUCUCAAAACAAACCUAAUUGUAAAUUUUUUGGGCACUUCGAGUAAAUAUAAUUUUUUUCAGCAAUUAUGCUGCUAUUUA